AGACCGCAGCCAAUGGCCGCCGCCGGAUCGCGGGGCUGGAUUACCAGGAGACGAAUGAGUCUCAAUCUUACUGGAUUACAGAACAAAGACAAAGACACGGCGGCGCUGCGAGGGCACUAAACACGCGUUAUACACUAUAUGACUCUCUCUGCGGGCCGGAUUACGGCGCUCCGACGGGACGGGACGGUGAUGGAUUAAGACAAAGGGGAGGAGGGGGGGAACGUAUUCCGGGAUUGACGGCGCGGCUGUUUUUAACCGUUACAGAGGCAUGGCUCAGAUGAGGAAGCUGGCAUGCGACGGCGUCAGGACGAACUCCCGGGGCGACCCGCAGGCCCCGCUGGUGUCGGCCCGACAGGAGAUCCUCACCAGCCUGGUGUCCGCCCUCGACUCUGUGUGCAUGGCCAUGUCUAAGCUCAACGCCGAGGUGGCGUGCGUCACCGUGCACGAGGACAGCGUGAUUGCCGUUGGCACAGAGAAGGGCAGAGUGUUCCUCAACUCCAGGAGGGAAAUCCAAACAGAUUUCUACAAGUUUUGCCGGGGGCCGUGUCUGCAGAAUCUGACCACAGCUAAUGCCCAUACCAAAGACCAGGAAGGAGAUCUCAGCAAACUGAGUAAGGAUGGUGAGCACGGGAAGUCGAGAGCUCCAUCGGACGCUCAGUCCAACAUCUUCGUUCUGAGGAAGAUGGUGGAGGAAGUCUUCACUGUCCUUUACAGUGAGGCUGUGGGGAAGAGCAGCCUGGUCCCUGUGCCUUAUGAGUGGAUCCAGAAGGACCCCGGCUGUGUGGCGGCCCACGGUUUGCCUGAGGGGGUCGCCCUGAAGAAGCCCUCCGAGUACGACACCAAGACCCUGAUGAAGAUCUUGGAGCAGAGCCACCGCAUCCAGUUCACAGUAAAAAGGCCAGCAGAAGAUCUGCCUCGAGAAGCCAAGCCCAGCACUGAUGUUAAUCACAACUCUUCCACCGCCGCCAUGACGCCCAGCAGCCUCGGCGUAGGGAAGACCGCCGCCCAGGUGGUCACGUCAUCGAGUCCCGCCACUUCCAGCAACUCUGUCCUGUCGAACUUUCUGUACGGCAUGCCCAUGUCCUCCAAACCUCACCCGGACAGCAAGCUGGAUUUCAAGCCCAUGUCCCUCCUCAACCUGGGAAAGGACCGACUGACCAACUGGACGGCAGGGACGGAUAAGAUGAGCACGUCUGUCAAAGACUGUGGUACCAACGAUGAGACAACUCGACUACCUGGUGAUCAGGGUCAGAGCCCUCCUGGCAUCCACAUCUCUAAGAGGCUUCUCUUCUCCAUAGUGCACGAAAAAUCAGAGAAAUGGGACUCUUUCAUUCGGGAAACUGAAGAUAUCAACACGUUGAGAGAAUGUGUACAGAUCUUGUUCAACAGCAGAUAUGCCGAGGCCCUGGGUCUGGAUCACAUGGUGCCUGUCCCCUACCGCAAAAUCGCCUGCGACCCAGGAGCCGUGGAGAUCAUUGGCAUCCCCGACCAGAUCCCCUUCAAGAGACCCUGCACCUACGGAGUUCCCAAACUCAAACGCAUCCUGGACGAGCGCCACGGGAUCCGCUUCAUCGUGAAACGAAUGUUUGAUGAAAGGAUUUUUACUGCUGCUGGCAAGAUUGCGAGGGAGGAGGGGAAGCAUGACCCGGGCUCCAUGCCCGAAGACGGCUUCCUCGACAAUCUGAGCAUCCCGCCCACGACAGCCGAGCCGAUCAGCAAUCCUCACAGCAGCAGAUCAGCAAGUGCAUGCGUGAGUCCCUUGGCUGACUGUGAAGCAGGUCCUUCAGGAGAUUGCAUUCCUCUGAAAAGGAUUAAAACGGAGCCUCCAGAUGGGGACAUCAUUCAAGUCACUGUGCCAGACGCCAGUACCGGUGGAGAGGAGCCCAGCGAGUCUGUGUCCGAGCCGGUCCCGCCAGCAGCGUGUCCAACCACGGCCUCCCCGCCGCCCACUGCUUCCACUGCUUCCACUGCUCCCACUGCUCCCCAUCACCAACCGGAAAACCACGCAGCUGAAGCUCUGUCACCGAGUUCGACAUCUCAGAGCAUCAGAAGAUCCUCUGAAGCAGGGAGUCUGGUGGAGGACAUUGGUGAAAUGAUCCUUCAGCUUCGGAGACAAGUGGAGAGCCUCUUCAGCAUCAAGUACGCCGACGCUCUCGGCCUCCCUGAACCCGCCACGGUUCCCUACUCCAAGUUCCAGAUGUACCCGGAGGAUCUGUACGUCAGCGGGCUGCCCGAGGGGAUAUCGAUCCGCCGGCCCAACUGCUUCGGAGCGGGCAAGCUGCGCAAGAUCUUAGCUGCUAGCAGUCAGAUCCAGUUUGUCAUCAAAAGGCCUGAGCUGCUAACCGAGCAAGUAAAACAAGAGAUGCCUUCAAUGCCCAUCUGUGAUCCAGAGUUGGACGCCAACGAUGCAGCACUGCUAACGGAGGAUUCUGCAGCCGGAUCCAAGAGACCCGGUUUCUCAGAGUGCCUGGAGUCCAAGCUGUCCCGCAUCGACCUGGCCAACACGCUGCGAGAACAGGUCCAGGAUCUGUUCAACAGGAAGUACGGCGAGGCGUUGGGCAUCAAGUACCCGGUCCAAGUGCCUUACAAGAGGAUCAAGAACAACCCGGACUCGGUCAUCAUCGAGGGCCUCCCCCCCGGCAUCCCCUUCAGGAAGCCCUGCACCUUCGGCUCCCAGAACCUGGAGAGGAUCCUGGCGGUCGCCGACAAGAUCAACUUCACCAUCACCAGACCUUUUCAAGGACUCAUUCCAAAACCAGCACCUCGACGUGUCACUUUACUAAAGAAGGCCUACGCCUCCAUAAGUGAUGAUGACGACAUUAACCGCAUGGGAGAGAAAGUAGUCCUCCGAGAGCAGGUCAAGGAGCUGUUCAACAAGAAAUACGGCGAGGGUCUGGGCUUAGACCGCUCCGUCGUGGUCCCCUACAAGCUGAUCCGCGGCAGUCCGGAGUCCGUGGAGGUCGGCGGCCUUCCGGACGACAUCCCCUUCAGAAACCCCAACACCUACGACAUCGUGUGCCUGGAGAAAAUCCUUCAAGCCGCAGAUAAAGUAACAUUCAGCAUCAAGAGCCAGCUGCAGCCUUUUGCAGAAAUCUGUAGUCAGCCUUGUAACACAGCAACAACAGACACCUCGACCAACCGGCGAAAACGCAAGAGAGUCCAGGAGAGCAGCCGAGUCCCCGCCUCCUCCGACCUGAUAUCAACCAAUCAGAUUCCAGUGAUGCAGUGGCCCAUGUACAUGGUGGACUACAGCGGGGUGAAUGUGCAGGUUCCUGGGAAAGUCAACUACUGAAGGACGGACCUGGAACCACAGCAUCAGAGGAAGAAAGGAGGAGGAGUCUGCCGGAGCGCGACUCACCUCUCCGCCUCACUAACACUUUGUCAGAGGCGAAACAAACUGACUGAGUACAGAGACACGAUGAGGAUCAGCAGAAUGUACGCGGAUCAAAAGCUCCUUUUCCGAGGCAGCAGUCACUCUCCUUCUAAAGCCGAUCACCACGGCAACAUCGUUUGUUUUUGUUUGUUUUUUCUGCAAAGAUAAAGACGUCACUAACGUUUUUGUCCAUCCACUGAGUCACGUCGCUGUAUCCGGAAUCUGGUCGCAAUGUAUGACUGACAACAACAUCAACAACAACAACAACAACAACAUUAUGUCUUUGAAAAACAAUCUGGUUCCAUAAUAUUCAGAUAUUUGUACUUUUUAUUUAUUAUAUUUAUUGAAAUAUAACAUUAUGUGCAGGGAUGUAAAAUACAUGAUUCCGUUAUUCAGCUAACACUAACACACAGACGCUACCGGUCUCUGAGUGACAACAGGAAGCAGCUGGAAUCAGAUGAAACAGCAGCUAAUGAAGUGUCUUAAUUAAAGGAAAUUAAAAAAAAACAUUAAAGGAGAUGAAACGGACUCGACACGGUAGAACGUCAAAAAUCACCAGAGCUUCAGUUCACAGCCUUUUUCUGUUAGCACCGCAUUAACAUGUAAGAUAUGUCAUUUAACAGUCAGCCUGAAUGUAUCAUGUAAAGGAAAGAAUGGUAUGUUAUUACUGCGAUGACCAUAUUUAAUAAUGCUGUACCUUAACGCCAAUUAGGCCUUUGAAAUAAAAUGUGUUGCCUUGCACUUUUCA
Molecule: messenger RNA, 4121 nt
Organism: Anoplopoma fimbria (sablefish)
Lineage: Eukaryota; Metazoa; Chordata; Actinopteri; Perciformes; Anoplopomatidae
Gene: gtf2ird1
Product: GTF2I repeat domain containing 1
Cellular component (GO): nucleus
Molecular function (GO): DNA-binding transcription factor activity
Source: RefSeq, a predicted model, not a curated record